Molecule: messenger RNA, 2034 nt
Organism: Amphibalanus amphitrite
Lineage: Eukaryota; Metazoa; Arthropoda; Thecostraca; Balanomorpha; Balanidae
Product: amino acid transporter AVT1J-like
Exons: 9
Coding region: 195-1655 (486 amino acids)
Biological process (GO): amino acid transmembrane transport; L-alanine transport
Cellular component (GO): vacuolar membrane
Molecular function (GO): L-proline transmembrane transporter activity; L-alanine transmembrane transporter activity
Source: RefSeq, a predicted model, not a curated record
AAAGGCAAGGUCAAAGGCCUGCCGCCCUCUUGCUGCCGCCUGCUCUGUAAAUGUUUUGAGCAUUCCUUUCUUGGAUGUGGAUAUCUGCGCACCAUGACGUGUUUUAUCGUAUUUAAAACGCAUUUAAAGGUAUUGAUAAUUGCUAACUAUGAAGAAAUUUGGUGAUCUACAUAAGACAAGACACGCAGACCAACAUGGCCGAUAUCGUGGACAUUGAAGAUGUCAAGGUUUCUUCGGGACGGCAAAGCCAGCAAACCUUUCAUUCCACCGGAUCGUGUCCGGCCGCGUGUCCCGAUGGCGGGGCCAGGAGCGUGUCUCAGGCCUCAGGCGGGGGUGCACCGGAGCCUACUGCCACCCCUCCGCCGGUCCGCGCUGGGAAGGGACUCUCGCUGUGGAUGGCCGCUGUGUUCAUCAUGGGCGAGAUGUGUGGGAGCGGUAUGCUCUCACUGCCGUAUGCACUCACACACAUGGGUUUCAUGGGCGCUCCUCUGAUCGGUCUGAUCGGCCUCGGCUCCGGCUACUGUGCCUGCUGCCUGGCCCGCUGCUGGGUGCUCCUGGAGAACCGACACCCGGAGCUGCGGGGGCAGCACACGCAGCAGCCGCUUAGCGACAUAGCCUUCCACUGCCUCGGGAAGCCCGGCAGGAUUUUCGCCGCUGUCUGCAUGUGCAUCAACACGUUCGGCACGUGCAUCGUGUACGUGCUGAUCGUGGCGCAAAUGCUACAGGCGCUGCUGGGCGGCCACAUCCAGAUGCACUACUGCAUCUGGAUCCUGGUGCUCUCCGUCGCUCUGGUGCCGCCCACCUGGUUCGGAUCGCCAAAAGAUAUCCGAGGGAUCGGCGUGAUGGCGCUGGCCACCACGGUGCUCGCCUGGUUACUCUCCAUGGGACAACUGGCCGUGCACUUUGACACGCUGCACCAGAACGCAACAUUCACCCAGCCCGGCUUCCUGCCGUUCUUCCUGGGCAUCGGGCCGAUCCUGUACAGCUACGGCGGCGCCUGCACGCUGCCCACCAUCCAAAUCGACAUGAUCAACAGGGAGCACUUCACUUACUCCGUCAUGCUCGGAUACUUAGGCUCUGUGCUGCUGUUCGCCCCGCUAGCCGCCCUGGGGUACGCCGCCUCAGGGGACCAGGUGGAGAAGAACAUCCUUCAGACGCUCAAGCUGCACACGCCGGGAGUCGAGCCUGCCGCCGCCGAGAUCAUCUUCAUCGUCCACCUGCUGACCGCCUUCUUCGUCAUCCUGAACCCGUUCGCCCAGCAGAUGGAGGCGCUGGCUGGCAUCCCACACAGUGCGUCUUUGUCAGAAUUCAGCCUGCGGCGGCUGGUGUUCCGUACUGGUCUGAUGGGUCUGCUGGUCGUCCUCGGGGAGACGAUACCGGACUUUAUAGAGCUGAUCCAGCUGCUGGGCUCGACGACCAUCGCCACGACGGCGUUCAUCUUGCCCAGCCUGAUGUACAUCCUGCUGGCCAGACAGAGCGAUCCCGAGGGACGCUGGACCUCUGUACCGGUCCCACUAUGGGAGAAGUGCGUCCUGCUGACAAUGGCGCUACUCGGGAUCGUGGUCGGUAUCACUUCCACUGUCAUGACGACGCAAGAGAUCAUCCAGUACGGGCUCGACUCGUCCUGCCUCAUCAACACAGGAAGAUCGGAGUAGCGCAGCUAAAGAGCCGUGCCGGGUGGUGACCGUCUAAAUAACACAGCGGCUUUUGUAGACCACUGUGCCCACGAGAAUGGAUUUAUUGUGUCGUGUCAUAAAGCGAAUGCCCUUGAAGACACGGGCUUAUUUUGCUGGUAAGCGUUCUGGGGAUUUCCUGGAGUUGAGCUUCGUAACAUCACAUACAAUGAGAGCUAUCCUAUUUUCAAUGGUGCGAUAUACCUACCCUACCCAUGCCCAUGAGAUUAAAUGACUGGUUGUAAAAUGUCACAAAUAUCUAACUGGAACUUGGAAGAUAAGACAAUUGCUCAAUUGAUCAGCGAGCUGAACGCAUCGAUUUCACCAAUGGGUAGAUGCAAAUAAACGUUUACGUAAGUGA